Aegilops tauschii subsp. strangulata is the source of this 1880-nucleotide messenger RNA. RefSeq names its product E3 ubiquitin-protein ligase SINA-like 3. The record is from RefSeq and is a predicted model, not a curated record. NCBI's taxonomy places the organism in Eukaryota, Viridiplantae, Streptophyta, Magnoliopsida, Poales, Poaceae. Gene Ontology annotation, molecular function: zinc ion binding.
GUGUCGUGCCCUUUGUAUCUGUUUUUUGAUUGAUUUUUCUAAAUAAUUAGAAAAUCUCCGUUGUCCCUUUCAGGAUGCCAUAUGACAAAUCUUACUCCCUUUGCCUCACAAUAUAAAAUCGUUUUUCAAGCUAUAUUUCAAAAGUUUUAUAUACAUUUUAAAUUACAGGGGUGUUCAAUCAAUCAAUAUUUGUAUGUCUAAUUUUAUUGUUCCUUGGCAACCCAUAGCAUUCAACUAGUUUAGCAUAAGACCAAAUCUCACACUGUCAGUUUCGUAAAGCAAUUAUAAAAAGAUAAACUGUCCUAAAUAAAAGCCUGCGCUGAACAUUCAAAAUGAACGGGGUUUGUCUAGAGUACAUCUAGAUAUGCUAUGGUUAUUGUAUUGCAUCUAAGUGACCAAAUCACACAACAAAGAAAAAAAGACAAAAAAAAUGUCUGCACGAACCUUCAUGUAAAAUCAAUGAUAUAUGACUUAAAUUUGCAAUACUUAGGACACAUUUAGAUGUGUGCUUUAGCAAAACUGCAACGAAUAAUCACGACUGCACGGACUCAAAUUAUUGUCCCAGUUUCUUUCCUUUUUGGGUAUGCUCUGCCGGCUCCACAUUCCGGCUGCCACCCAGUUUUCCUCUUCGGUCUUGGGUGGGUCACUGCAGUUCCUCCAUUAUUUCACCAUCGAGCACACACACACGCCGCGGCCAGAAAUAGCAAUGGAGGGAGGGGAGAGCAACGGCAAGAGGGCGAGUGCAGAGGAAGUGAAGUCAGAGCCAGAGGAAGGAGAGGUGCUGAUGAUGCUGCAGGACGGCGGCGAAGGAGGCGGCGCGUUGGUGGCGGCGGAAUCCAUGGCGCCGGCGCAGAUCGACGUGAGGAUGGACCUGACGCUGCUCCACUGCCAGGGCUGCCUCCUCCCCCUCAAGCCCCCCGUCUUCAAGUGCGAGGCCGCCGGGCACGUCGUGUGCUACCACUGCCGCGCCGUCCACGGCACGAUCUGCAGCCGCGCCAGCACGCACUGCGGCGAGCUGGACGCCGUGGUGGGCGCCGCCAAGGUGCCGUGCCCCUACAGGGCGUUCGGCUGCGAGCGGCACGUCGUGUACCACGAGGCCGCGGACCACCAGCGCGCGUGCCACUGCGCGCCCUGCUCCUGCCCGGACCCGGCGUGCGCAUUCGCGGGCUCCCGCGCGGCGCUCCUUGACCACUUCGCGGCCGUCCACCGGCGCCCCGCCGCCACGGUCCGCUACGGCCGGGCCCGGGACCUCGGCCUCUCCGUGUCGGGCUGCUGGCACGCCCUCGUCGGGGAGGAGGACGGCAGCGUGUUCCUCGUGUCCCUGGGCCCGCUCGGCGCGGCCACCGCCGUGUCGCUGGUGUGCGUCCGGCCGGACGGCGAGGCGGCGCCGCAGUUCUGGUGCAAGCUCUCCGUGGAGCGCCUGGGCGGCGACAACAGGGACAGGCUGGUCCUCAUGGCCUCGGCGGUGAGCAGCAGCGCGCUGUCCACCGGCGCGCCGGCGCCGGGGCAGGGGAUGUUCUUGGCCGUGCCCCAGGAGCUGCUCUCCGGCGACACGCUCACGCUCACCGUCCGCAUUGAUCUGAUCCGACCUGCCGCCGCGGCCGCCGCUCCCAAGUCGACAACACCACAGCCUAGGACGGCUAGGAGGAUGCAGUGAAGUAUGCGGCCCACGAUCUUCUGCACUGUGCAUGUUAUGUCUAUGAGACUAUGAGCUGUGGAGGUAGUACUAGUAAUGCAGCUACUGGUUUGUACUUAGUACUUAUUUGAUACGUAUGAGUGAGUGCAACCAAUUGAAGAUAAUUUGGAAAUCCUGAACCAGAGAAUAUUAUGUUCUUUUAUAACCUGCAUUAGAGUAUGUACAGUGAAGUACAUUUUUUGAA